ACGUACGUUUCUGAGCAAACUUCAAUAAAUGCUGCAAAUGUGCUGAAGAACUGUGGUAGAUAGUGCUGGAAAGCCGAAUGUGAACAGGAAUUUGUGAAACUCAUCGUCGUAAAUGAUGCAACAGCUAUGGCUACUCAGUCAAUGCUGCAGGACCGAAUCAGGGUGGCCAAGGAGCUUCUUGUGCGUGUAGACCAGCUGUGCAGUAAACAAACCAGAGAUGUGGAAGGCAGGGCCAAGCUGUGCAGCAAGCUUCGGGCAGAGCUCAAGUUCCUGCAGAAAGUGGAGGCUGGGAAGGUGCAGAUCAAGGAGUCUCAUUUGCAGAGCACAAACCUCACCCACCUGAGAGCCAUUGUCGAGUCGGCUGAGAGCCUAGAAGGGGUGGUGAGCGUACUCCAUGUGUUCGCUCAUGAAGGUCCGGAUGGCCAGAAGCAGACCCUGGUUGUAGAUGUGGUUGCCAACAAUGGACAUACCUGGGUCAAGGCCAUCGGGCGCAAGGCAGAGGCUCUACACAACAUCUGGCAGGGCCGAGGCCAGUACGGGGACAAAAGUGUUGUAUCUCAGGCUGAGGACUUUCUUGAGGCCAGUCGUCAGCAACCAGUGCAGUAUAGCAACCCCCACAUCAUCUUUGCAUUUUAUAAUGGUGUGUCGAGCCCCAUGGCAGACCGGCUCAGGGAAAUGGGCAUCUCUGUGAGGGGAGACAUUGUCGCUGUGAAUAAUAUGAUUGGGGAAGAUGAUGAAGACGGGGAGGAGGAAGAGGAAGAUGGAAGCAGCAGCGGUGGCGAAGAAGAGCAAAGAUUUGAAAAUGAACCUGAGGAAGAGGAGGAGGAGGAGGACGAUGAUGGAGAAGAGGAUGGUGUAGAUGGUGAGCUCAUGCACACUCGUGUGGACAGAGACACCAUUGUAGCCCGCCUGUCCUUCCCCACAGAAGUGAAGGUGGAUGUGUGCAACAAGGCCAACCUGGACAUCACCACGCUCAUCACCUACGUGUCCUCACUAAGCCACGGUCGCUGCAACUUUGCCUUCAAAGAGCACGUGCUGACUGAGCAGGCCACCCAGGAGCGGAAGGACAAGGUUCUGCCCAAGCUUGAGGAGUUCAUGCAAGGCAAGGAGCUCUUUGCCUGUCAGUCCGCUGUGCAGGACUUCCGUGUGAUCCUGGACACACUUGGUGGUCCGGGAGAGAAAGCCAGGGCGGAAGAGUUGCUUGCCCGACUCACGGUGGUGCCUGAUGAGCCCUCGGAGCGCACAAACCGCCUGGCCAUGAGCUCCAAGGUGAACCAUAGGUCGCUCAUGAUUUUCGGAACAGGAGACUCACUACGUUCUGUCACAAUGACCGCCAACAGCGGCUUUGUGAGGGCUGCAGCCAACCAGGGCAUCCGUUAUAGUGUGUUUAUCCACCAACCUCGUGCUCUCACAGAGGGGAAAGAGUGGAGAGCCAUCCCUCUAUGAGAAGAGGGACAAUCUGGAGUUGCCUGAUGAUUGUGGUUAUGGAUUCAAUUAAACACUGCUGGCUGAAAGAAUUACAGAAAAUGUAUGUAAAGUUUGAAGUGGUUGUUUUUGUUUAGGAAUAUGGUCACUUCUGAAAAAAGACCUUAAAUUAAAUAUUAGGCUUGACCGUCUCGGUACAGAGAGUUAGACCGGCACUAUAAUCUGGUUGUCGAGCCUGCAAAUCAAAAGAGCAUCAGAUUUAUAUUUUUCCUGUCAGUUGUAAGUCAUUAUCAUCACUCGCUCAUUGCUUAGAAUGCUUGAUGGCAAUCCUGAUCUCAGUCUGAUCAGAUGUCAGUUGCCAUUUCAUGUACUUCAUUUACCUCUAUAUCUGAUGUUUCUGCUUGUAUGUACUAUAAAAGCAAAUAAACAUCACCCAACAACUCAUGA
Molecule: messenger RNA, 1872 nt
Organism: Clupea harengus (Atlantic herring)
Lineage: Eukaryota; Metazoa; Chordata; Actinopteri; Clupeiformes; Clupeidae
Gene: c25h7orf25
Product: chromosome 25 C7orf25 homolog
Source: RefSeq, a predicted model, not a curated record